UCAGUUUCAUACCCUUUAAAGCUUAAACUCCUUUCCCACCCACAUAUUCCCUUUCCAAAGUCCUGCCUCUUCUGCCAGAACAGAUAUCAAAAUGGAUCUAAUUGAGUACUACAAACUACAAACCCUGACUCAAUUUAUAAGCAUGCAGUUUCUAAAGAAGGUGACACAGUUGGUACUCCCAGUUUCUGUGUUUUCUUUCUUCUUUUCUCACUCAUCCUCGUUUUCUUUCCCCCAGUCUUUUGACUUCUUAUCCGCAUUCCCUUUGCAACUAUUUGGCCACACUAUUGACAAAAACUGCAUAUUCCUCCUUUGCAAUGGACUCUUGGUUCUCCUUGCAAAAUACUCUGGUCUAAUAAGAUCUCUGUCAGGGUCUUAUCAGACCACAGAGGCAAUGUUGGAGAACAAGGUUAUGGUAGAAAUCGUCGGUUUUGCAGAGAAUGUUGCCCUGAGACAAAGGAGAGAAAUAGACUAUUUGAUCAAAGAUGUGAAAAAAGAAAUUGAAAAGACAACUGUGGAGGAAGGAGGAGAAAGCAGAAAGUUUGAUGAUUUUAUUAGAAGGGUGAAGGAAGAAAUAAGAAUUGAAGCUCAGCGACAGCUAGUUAUGGUCUAGUGAUCCCCUUGAAUUAUUUUUUACUCAAAAAAUCAUCUGUGUCUCUAAUCUUCAUUGUGAAUUGUAAGUUCCAAUACUUGUUCACCCUACUUCUGUUAGCUAUAUGUGAAAUGUACUUUAAGAACUCUUGUCUCAUCUUUGUAAUUUUGUUAUCUGUGUACUUGUUUGUUGUUGUAAUAUGAAUAAAUAGUCAGUGAAUAUUGUGUCUGUA
Messenger RNA from Juglans regia (Persian walnut), 821 nucleotides. RefSeq lists its product as uncharacterized. Bases 92 to 610 code for a protein of 172 amino acids. The record is from RefSeq and is a predicted model, not a curated record. The transcript is spliced from 3 exons. NCBI's taxonomy places the organism in Eukaryota, Viridiplantae, Streptophyta, Magnoliopsida, Fagales, Juglandaceae.